AUGAAUGACACAGUAACUAUCCAGACCAGGAAGUUCAUGACCAACCGACUACUUCAGCUGAAACAAAUGGUCACUGAUGUUCUUCAUCCCAGAAAGGUAAUAGUACCUAAGACAGAGAUUUGGGAAAAACCAGCCAAAAUGUACAAAACCACACCAGAUGUCAUCUUUGUGUUUGGACUCAGAGCCCAUUUUGGUGGUAGCAAGACAGCUGGCUUUGACAUGAUUUAUGGUUCUGUGGAUUAUGCAAAGAAAAAUGAACACAAACACAGACUGGCAAGACAUGACCCAUAUGAGAAGAAAAAGACCUCAAGAAAACAGCUAAAGGAAAACAAGAACAGAAUGAAGAAAGUCAGGGGGACUGCAAAAGCCAAUGUUGGUGCUGGCAAAAAGAAAAGGAAGUGUCUAGCAGUGAGCUGGAGAUUGGACAACAGAAGGAGUAAAGAUUCUGCAGCGACUUUAUCUGUGGUAAUUAUGCAGAUUUUUCUUGAGAGGAUUAAUAAACAAAGAACUUUUUAA
This is a messenger RNA of Ailuropoda melanoleuca (giant panda), 516 nucleotides long. Its product is annotated as 40S ribosomal protein S24-like. The transcript has a single exon. Gene Ontology annotation, cellular component: ribosome. Gene Ontology annotation, molecular function: structural constituent of ribosome. Lineage: Eukaryota; Metazoa; Chordata; Mammalia; Carnivora; Ursidae. Gene Ontology annotation, biological process: translation. The record is from RefSeq and is a predicted model, not a curated record. The coding region runs from base 1 to 516 and encodes 171 amino acids.